AACGGUGGGAUUACAUUACUAGAGUAGGUGAACAGUGACUACUGAAUGUGCUUAUCAGUGCAAUGACAGUGGCUUUGCUCAUUUAAUCUGAUUACGGACCCUUUAAUUAUAGUUUUAUUGACUUUGCAUUUUUGCUUGCCAUUAUUUCGAAAUCUGGUUGCAUAAUCGACGAUUAUUUCGUUAUAUACUAACGACUUAAUAUUUGUUAUCUAACGGAAUACUAAUAAAAAGAUAGUAUUUUCCAAGCCCAAUUUAUUUUUGCCGAGCAUUUUGAAGAAGUUGUGAAAUGUUUUAAGCUGCGUGUACAGUUUGAAAAAUAAAAUCAACGAGAAUGGUUGUAGACAUUACUGGAUUAAAAGCUGCUAUAUGUGGGGGAUUUGGAGGAAUCGGUCAGGCAAUUUGUAAGGUGCUACUGGAACAAGGUGUACUGUGCUUGGCGGUUUUGGAUUUGAAGGAGGACAAAGAUUCCUUAGAAGCCUGGAGAAAAUCAUAUCCUACACAGAAAAUAUUUUUCAACUACAUCGAUGUUGCCGAAAAGUCCGUUGUUGAAGAGUCUAUGCGAGCAGCAAAGGAAAAAAUGGGAGGAUUGGAUAUAUUCAUGAAUUCCAGUGGUAUAUUGAACGAGAUUAAUCCUGAGCUAUGUAUUCAAGUUAAUUUGUUGGGAACAAUUUACACCUCCCUCACAGCAGUGAAUCUAAUGGGCAAGCAUAAAGGCGGCAACGGAGGAAUUGUUAUUAACGUAACUUCAGUCUUAGGCCUAGAACCUUCUCAUCCUAUUGCAGUGUAUACAGCUUCCAAACAUGGUGGCAUUGGUUUCACAAGGUCGAUUUCGCACGAAUUUCACUACAACAAAACAGGACUAGCCUUUAUAGCAGUUUGUCCAGGACUUACAAAUACCAAGCUUGUUCAAAAUCCUCAGAAUGCAGCAACUUUUGACUAUGUUGAGGGUGAAAUGGCUAAGAUUUUGACGGCGAAAACACAGGAAGCUGAUAUUUGUGGGGAAAACAUUGUGAAGGCCAUGCGGACGGGUAAAACUGGAUCAAUUUGGAUUUGUGAUCUCGGAACGUUGAGGGAGAUUGAAAUGCCGGUGCAUUGGACUCUCCAGUUCUAGAAGGUCUAGAUCUAGAACUCUAUCGAAUGAUCAUUUAAUAAAAAAGAUAAUGCAU
This is a messenger RNA of Hermetia illucens (black soldier fly), 1166 nucleotides long. RefSeq names its product alcohol dehydrogenase 1-like. Gene Ontology annotation, molecular function: alcohol dehydrogenase (NAD+) activity. The record is from RefSeq and is a predicted model, not a curated record. NCBI's taxonomy places the organism in Eukaryota, Metazoa, Arthropoda, Insecta, Diptera, Stratiomyidae. Gene Ontology annotation, cellular component: cytoplasm. The transcript has 4 exons. Bases 332 to 1111 code for a protein of 259 amino acids.